Molecule: messenger RNA, 1248 nt
Organism: Dissoconium aciculare CBS 342.82
Lineage: Eukaryota; Fungi; Ascomycota; Dothideomycetes; Mycosphaerellales; Dissoconiaceae
Exons: 2
Coding region: 1-1248 (415 amino acids)
Biological process (GO): fatty acid metabolic process
Molecular function (GO): fatty-acyl-CoA binding
Source: RefSeq, a predicted model, not a curated record
AUGAAAGUGCGCCUCCACGCGACCACCGCAUAUUCUCGGCCGGGUGUGAUUCUGUUCCUCGUACACGUGCUCUUCUUUCAAUUUCCUGGAGUCUCGUUAUGUUCGACGAGACCUGAAAGUCUUGAAUUUGAAACUCCGAAACUACCGCGACAAACCGCAUCGUCUUGGGCAGCCAGCGUUGCGACAGUCAUAGGAACACAGGCGGGCGACUGCGCACACGACAGACUGGCCAUGUCCGACUCUGUCGAUCGAGUCUUCGGACAUGCACUCAACACAGUCAAGAGAAUAAAGCCAGGGACACACAAGCCGCCGCCGGCUGCGCGAUUAGCCCUCUAUGGACUCUACAAACAGGCAAUGGAGGGCGAUGUUGCGCUCACUGCCGACCCACCUUCGGCGCAAUCAGGUAGUCAAGAUGUGAAGCGGGAUCAGGAGAAAUACGAUGCAUGGAAAGCCAAUGAGGGACUCAGUCGGACGGAAGCGAAGCGGAGAUAUAUUGAAACCUUGAUUGAGACUAUGCACAAAUAUGCCUCGACCAAGGCUGAAGCGCGCGAAUUGGUGGUAGAAUUGGAGUUCGUCUGGGAUCAGAUCAAAAACAACUCUCAACACUCCAGCUCGGAACACAGCAGCCCUGGCAGGAAUUUCGACAGGCAAGAGUAUGUGGAAGAGGACAAUGGUGGCGGCAUCACUGCAUCUACAGCUGCGCUCGACCGUACCCGGGCUAAGAAAAUGGCUGUCUUGUCGCCUGUGUCUCUCGCUGAUGAGGACGAAGCGGGCGAGGAAGGCGCCGAGGAAUUCGUCGAUGCACCGAUCUCGCAAGUCGACGAUGGAGACCUCAACAACCAGUCCGAGUCUGGUCGAGAAGUUAGCCGAUUCUCACUCCGACGACCGUCAUCAGCAGGUGGCCCCACGGAUAAUCGGUGGCGCAAGCGAAUCGAGUCCAGCCUGAUGAAACUCACGAUGGAGGUCGCCGCAUUACGGGAACAACUCGAGACGAGCAAAUAUCUUCGGACACGCCGCAAGGAUGCCUGGGUGGGCUGGGUCGUCCGCGCUGGAUGGUGGACAUUACAGUUCCUUGCUGCGGAUGCGCUUAUACUCUGGAUCGUGAUUCUGUACCUUCGAAGGAAAGACGAUAGGAGACUGGAAGGUGCUAUCCGAGUGCUGCUGGGGGAUGCAGUAGCUCAGGUCCAGAAUCUUGGAAGAGACGUCAAGAUGCCUGCUUUACCGAAGAUCAGGAAGGCGAAGGAGUAA